Pongo pygmaeus (Bornean orangutan) is the source of this 266-nucleotide messenger RNA. Its product is annotated as DDIT3 upstream open reading frame protein. NCBI's taxonomy places the organism in Eukaryota, Metazoa, Chordata, Mammalia, Primates, Hominidae. The coding region runs from base 1 to 105 and encodes 34 amino acids. The transcript has 3 exons. The record is from RefSeq and is a predicted model, not a curated record.
AUGUUGAAGAUGAGCGGGUGGCAGCGACAGAGCCAAAAUCAGAGCUGGAACCUGAGGAGAGAGUGUUCAAGAAGAAAGUGUAUCUUCAUACAUCACCACACCUGAAAGCAGACCGAUCCAACUGCAGAGAUGGCAGCUGAGUCAUUGCCUUUCUCCUUCGGGACACUGUCCAGCUGGGAGCUGGAAGCCUGGUAUGAGGACCUGCAAGAGGUCCUGUCUUCAGAUGAAAAUGGGGGUACCUACGUUUCACCUCCUGGAAAUGAAGA